Molecule: messenger RNA, 1262 nt
Organism: Prosopis cineraria
Lineage: Eukaryota; Viridiplantae; Streptophyta; Magnoliopsida; Fabales; Fabaceae
Product: PHD finger protein ING2-like
Exons: 7
Coding region: 170-979 (269 amino acids)
Cellular component (GO): nucleus
Source: RefSeq, a predicted model, not a curated record
GUUGCCUUACCGCUUGUUUCGUUGGUUUUCGUCUAGAACAUUAUAGACGCACAGCCUUACACGACGACGUCUCGCAGUUUUCUUCUCCGUUCUACGCCAGCAUCCACCUAGGGUUUGAAUCGCAACCCCGUGACUUUCCAUUGCAGAUUUACGUUAAUCAUUACAGGGAAUGGCAAUUUCACGAACAGGAGUGUACGUUGACGACUAUUUGGAGUAUGCAAGCACAUUGCCUGCUGAACUCCAGAGAUUGUUAAACACUAUUAGGGAACUCGAUGAAAGAUCCCAAUCUAUGAUAAACCAGACCAGGCAACGCACUAGGUACUGUUUAGGGUUGUCUUCAUAUGGCUCUAAGAAGGUUAAUCAUAAUAGUAGCCAUAUCUAUAAUAACAUUAACACCAACGAAGAAGACGAUGCAACAAUUGAGAAAAUGCAUAAAGAGAUUGAGGCUAAUCAGGAUAGUGCUCUAAGUCUGUGCACCGAAAAGGUUUUGUUGGCGCGGCAAGCAUAUGACCUGAUAGAUAGCCAUAUAAAACGACUUGAUGAGGAUUUGAACAACUUUUCUGAAGAUCUAAAGCAAGAAGGGAAAAUACCACCAGAUGAACCAGCUAUUCUCUCCCCCUUGGCUAUAGUCCCAAAAAGUGAAAAACGCAAAUCCUUAUGUGGAGCACCUCUAUCAAAGAGACUUGAUUACAGGGAUAGAGAUUGGGAUUGGGAGCGUGAUAGAGAUUUUGAACUUAUGCCCCCACCAGGAAGCCAUAAGAAGGAGUAUGCAACUCCCAUGGAUAUUGAUCAACCGAUUGAUCCGAAUGAACCUACAUACUGUAUCUGUCAUCAGGUUUCUUAUGGAGAUAUGAUCGCUUGUGACAAUGAAAAUUGCCAAGGAGGUGAAUGGUUCCAUUACUCGUGUGUUGGCCUGACUCCCGAAACAAGAUUCAAGGGAAAGUGGUAUUGUCCUACUUGCAGACCACACUUUCAAUGAUUAAUCUCCGUUAGUCUUGAUAAAUUCAUGAGAUGGGACAAGUUUGUGAAAAAAGAGGUGAUAUUUGAUGUUUACAAGAGUUUGUUCCUUUUGACAAGUAGUUGUUGGAACAUAUGAAGGUAAACAUAAAAAUACUCUAAUCAAAAGGGAUAAGUGGACUACAUUCAUAAGGGAGGGGGUAAAUAUUUUGUGAUUAGGAAUUAAGAUUCAUGAGAUUUUUGAAAGGUGUGAUGAUUAUCACAUUUAUGAUAUAUACUAAUGAGUUUUUAUCAUAUUUGUUAUG